This is a messenger RNA of Ornithodoros turicata, 555 nucleotides long. RefSeq lists its product as uncharacterized. The coding region runs from base 1 to 555 and encodes 184 amino acids. The transcript is spliced from 2 exons. The record is from RefSeq and is a predicted model, not a curated record. Lineage: Eukaryota; Metazoa; Arthropoda; Arachnida; Ixodida; Argasidae.
AUGACCAAGGUUGCAGCUCGAUCCUCCGUCAAGGAAGACCUUAGCUGCAGUUCAGCAGAGUUGGUGUACGGCUCCCCGAUCCGGCUCCCAGGUGAUUUUCUCACCCCCAGCCCCGCCGAGCCCCAUCCAUCCCAGACCGUGUACAUCGACAAGCUCCAUGACUUGUUCCGCUCCAUCACCCCGGUUGCGCCGCGCAUGCCGACGCGGAGAACCGUCUUCGUCAGCCAGGACCUCAAGAACGCUUCGCACGUGUUCAUCAGAACCGACCGCGCCAAGCCACCCCUUACGCCACACUACUCCGGACCGUACCCUGUGCUCUCCCGCACCUCAAAGACCGUCGUCGUCGACCUCGGUGGCAAACACGACACGGUAGCCCUGGAUCGCGUGAAGCCAGCGUACGUCUCCUCCGUCAUCCCCUUUAACACCUACUUGGACCUUCCCGCCUAUUCAGCCACACUGAAGCCCGUAGCCCACACAGGCCGAAGGACUGUGACAUGGUCUCUCUCUUCCGACCGUCUCCAGCCGGACGACGCUCUAGAGGGGGGAGCCCAGUAG